AUGGCGAGGAAUCGGCUCGUUUGCCGCCUGAUAGAUUUCAGCAUGGCAGCCCACGUUCCAGACUCCAGCAUGCGGGAGACCAUGUGUGGUUCUCUCCCGUGCGUCGCUCCGGAGACAGCGCUGGGGGAGCCGUACUGGCCCAAGCCGGCAGAUUGUUGGAGCUUAGGGGUGGUGCUCUUGGAGACCGCUUGCGGGCAAGGCACGCUCGAGCUCUCGGUGCCAUGGCGCCGUUGCGCAUACCUCGCGCAGGCCAUGCGGGAGAUACUCGAGUUCUUCGCCCAAGCCGGCUCCCAUGCUCAGGCGAUGGCGAGCAUGGGCGGCGUGUACGACGGAGCGGUGUUGGCGUGCCUGGAGGCGCUGCUGAGGCCCGAGCCCCUCCGCAGGGCGAGCGCCUCCGACGCGGUAGACGUGCUGUCAGCCAGGCGCGUGAAGGCCGCUCGUUGA
Prorocentrum cordatum is the source of this 444-nucleotide messenger RNA. The record is from the annotation of a GenBank genome assembly. NCBI's taxonomy places the organism in Eukaryota, Dinophyceae, Prorocentrales, Prorocentraceae.